Molecule: messenger RNA, 270 nt
Organism: Funneliformis mosseae
Lineage: Eukaryota; Fungi; Glomeromycota; Glomeromycetes; Glomerales; Glomeraceae
Source: the annotation of a GenBank genome assembly
AUGACAAAAAUAAAUUCAAGUUUACCAAAUAAAAUUGAUGACUUCUUUGAUAAUAUACUAGAGAAUGAGGAAGACUUGAUUAGUUUAUUUACUGAAAUUGCUAUAAAUAAAGCAAGGGAAUUGCUUGUUUCAGAUUUAGAUAAUGUAAAUAAUAACUCUGAAAGUACUGAUUGGAAUACUAGUUCUGCAUUAACUAUAACAAGUAAAAACAUAAUAAAUGAAUCAAUUCAAAGUUAUGGUAAAGUCAAAAAUUUACAAGGACUUGCAUAA